GUGGGGACGUCCUCCGUGAUCGCAGUCCCCGGGCGAGGCUACCGCUGCUGGGGCCGGGCUGGGUCAGCCCCUCCGCUGACCUUGAGCCAGGGAGUUUCGGAAAGUGUGGCCCGAGCCCCAUCCCGGCUGCCCCGCGGAGUGAGCGGGACUUGGCUCCACUUUCUGAGCCAAGUGAUUACACCAGCAUCGGCUUCAGGGUCAGGCUGAGAUCCUGGUGAUGGCCACUUCCUGGCUCUGUGACCCGGGGCAAGUCACUUAACCUCCCUGACCCUCCUUUUCCUCCCCCGAGAAGUGGGUGAGCGAUACCUGCCCUGCUGGGUCGGUCCGUGGGGGGUUAAAGGAGAUAGAAUGGCAGAGACCUACCUGCCUGGCACUCCUCCUGAGAAGUGGUAGGUAAUGUGAUGACCGCCUCAGCCCCCCCUGGGGCCGUGAGGAGUCAAGCCCCGCUGGGGAAGUAGGCACCUGAGCAGAUGGGGUGGCAGGUUUUUGGGGGUGAAAGAGGAAGGAAGUUGUUUAAAAGUUCCACUGAAGCUAUCAGAGUGUGGCAGAGGCCUAACUCCCUUCUCACCCCUAUCUGGGGACACAUUCCUGAGUUGAGUCAUCGCCACUCCGCCACCCUGGCUGCAGAUUCUGGGCUCUGCCCUCACUUACCAUCUCCAAGGCAAAGGUGUCAGGAACAGGUGGUGGCAGUUGCUGUCCUCCCCUCCCCAUGGGAAGAUGGGCCCAGUGGGAAGCAGGCUUGGUGCUUUAAGGCAGGGAAAGAUUUGGAGCAGUGCCAGCGCCAGGCGGACGAGGUGACGGAAAUCAUGCUCAACAACUUUGACAAGGUCCUGGAGCGCGAUGGGAAACUCUCGGAGCUGGAGCAGCGUUCAGACCAACUCCUGAACAUGAGCUCAGCUUUCAGCAAGACAACCAAGACCCUGGCCCAGAAGAAGCGCUGGGAGAACAUCCGUUGGCGUAUCUACUUGGGGCUGGUGGUGGGCGGUGGCCUGCUCAUCAUCCUGAUUGUGUUGCUGGUCAUCUUUCUCCCACAGAGAAGUGAGGGCAGCAGUGGCCCACAGGCCCAGGACUCAGGUGCUGCCUCAGGGCCUGGGGACUGACCCAGUUGGGCCUGGAGGAGAGGCCGAAUGGCCACACUGGCUGGUUCUGGUCUCCAAAGGACUUUGGCAUUUGCUCCUAUCUGAGCCACCCCAGUGAGCGCCCCAAGGGCAGCCCCGAAGUGUGCACCUCUGCAUCUCCUAUCACGCCACUGGCUGACCCUUGAGGGCAGCCUGCUGCACUGGCCAUGCCAGGCCAGCCCCCCUUGGAACUCAGUAAACGCUGCUGCUUGGUUAAAAA
This is a messenger RNA of Myotis davidii, 1338 nucleotides long. RefSeq names its product vesicle associated membrane protein 5 (gene VAMP5). The transcript has 3 exons. Gene Ontology annotation, cellular component: plasma membrane. The record is from RefSeq and is a predicted model, not a curated record. NCBI's taxonomy places the organism in Eukaryota, Metazoa, Chordata, Mammalia, Chiroptera, Vespertilionidae. The coding region runs from base 471 to 1100 and encodes 209 amino acids. Gene Ontology annotation, biological process: Golgi to plasma membrane protein transport.